AUGACUCACCAGAUGUCUGCAGCCCGAACGUUCAUGGGAGGAAGGGGAUUCAGUUCAUCUGCGAUAUACGGACUAGGCAGGCCCAGAAGCUAUGCUGCCUCAGUACGCCCUCUGGUCAGAAACGGAUAUGGGCUUCCGGGCUUCAGUAGUCUAAGCCUUUCCAACCUGGGUGGAAGCAAAAGGAUUUCCCGUGGUGGCUAUGGUGCCGGAUAUUAUGGUGGUCAUGGCUAUGCUCAAGGAGGCUAUGGUAGCCUGGGGUUUGGUGGUGGGGUGGGUCAGUGGGAUGGCAUCCGUGGGGUCCAGACGAACAAGAAGCUCCUGAAGCCUUUACGUGUGGGGGUGGACCCACAGGAGCACGAGGUACGCACUCAUGAGAAGGAGGAGAUGAAGGACCUCAACAACCAGUUUGCUUGCUUCAUUGACAAGGUUCGGUCCCUGGAGCAGCAGAACAAGGUGCUUUCUACCAAGUGGGAGCUCCUGAGCCAGUGUGUCCAGCCUACGAGGAAGAACCUGGAAGGGCGCUAUGAGAAUUUCAUUGCUUCCCUGAAGAAGCAGCUGGACUGUCUCUUGAGUGAGAGAGAAAAGCUGGAGCAUGAGCAAAAGAAGAUGCAGGAACUGGUCGAAGAAUACAGAGCUAAAUACGAAGAGGAAGUCAACAGGCGAACAACAGCGGAGAAUGAAUUUGUAGUGCUCAAAAAGGAUGUUGACUGUGUCUUCCUCAGCAAAGAAGAGCUGGACUCUAAAGUAGGUGUGUUAGCACAGGAACUGGAAGUCCUGAGAUGCAUCUUUGCAGAGGAGCUAAGUCAUCUGCAGUGCCAAAUCUGUGACACUUCCGUGGUUCUGAAGAUGGACAACACGCGAGACCUGAACACAGACCUCAUCCUUAAGAACGUGGAAGCCUGGUAUCAGAACAUCGCUCAGAACAGCAAGCAAGAAGCUGAAGCCUUUUACCAUAGCAAGAUUGCAGAGAUUCAGCACAAUCGAGGCAAAUACAACGAAGAGCUGAAGCGUAACCAGCACGAGAUUGCAGAGCUCAACCGAGCUACCCAGAGACUCCACAAUGAUAUAGAAAAUGCCAAGAAGCAGGUUGCCAACCUGCAGUCAGUGAUCUACGAUGCUGAGCAGCGCGGCGACAUUGCCCUGAAAGAUGCCCGCAAUAAACAUGUCGAACUGCAGACAGCCUACCAGCAGUCCAAAGACAAGCUGGCUUGCCUGCUCCGGGAUUACCAGGAACUGCUCAACAUCAAGCUGGGCCUGGAUAUCGAGAUUGAAACCUAUAAGGCCCUACUGGAGGGAGAGGAGAGCAGGGUAGGUGUAAGGAACCCAGUCAGUGUUGCUCUGCUCAGUGGAGGCUACCCGGUUGGCGAAUGUGCCCCCGGCAUGGGAGCUGGGGUGUCCUACGGCGCGGCUGCAGGAUUAGGGGUAGAGCACGGCGUCGGCACCUUUGGGGGCAUGGCCGAAGGGUUCGGCCCUGGCAACUGUGUCCACAGCAUGGGCUCCCGAAGCGGCUCGGCUGGCAGGGCAUCGGGAGUGGUUUAUGGGGUCGGGCAGGGUGCUGGAGUGGGAACUACAGGAGGGUUUAGCUCAAAAAGCGGGGGCUACGGCUCCAGCAUCACCACUGCUAAGCACGUGGUGACUUCUGGGGGUGGAGGGCACAGCUCAGGCCUCUCUGUGGACGGGAGCUGCGUGAGUGGUCACCACAGCGGGAUCCAUCACACGACAGGGGGAGCUGGCAGCAUCAUGGGUGCCUCCGGGGGCUACAGUGGCAUGGCCUGCGGGAUUGGAGGCUCUGGGAUCGGAGUGCACAGCGGUGGUGCUGGGUCUGGGGGAGGCAUCCACGGAGCGCAGUAUGGCAGCUCGCAUGGCGAAUGCCCCACUGGUGUUCGGAGCGUGCAUGUUACAACUAUCACCAAUUCAGCCCGAAAAUGUGCCUACUAA
Varanus komodoensis (Komodo dragon) is the source of this 1938-nucleotide messenger RNA. RefSeq names its product keratin, type II cytoskeletal cochleal-like. Gene Ontology annotation, cellular component: keratin filament. The record is from RefSeq and is a predicted model, not a curated record. Gene Ontology annotation, molecular function: structural constituent of skin epidermis. Gene Ontology annotation, biological process: keratinization; intermediate filament organization. Lineage: Eukaryota; Metazoa; Chordata; Lepidosauria; Squamata; Varanidae. The transcript has 10 exons. The coding region runs from base 1 to 1938 and encodes 645 amino acids.